UAUCAGAAGUGGAUGCAAGGAGUGACCGACGGCGGUCGGAUGGCAGCAGCAAGGAGGGAAGGCAAGCGACAGACCCGGUACAAAGCCCCGGGCAGGGCCUCAGAGGCCCCCCUCAGCGGCAAGCUGGAGGGGCUGGCGCGCCCAGCAGCAACGCCGAACACAGACACGGACCGAAGGCGACAACGCACGGACUAA
This is a messenger RNA of Schizophyllum commune H4-8, 195 nucleotides long. RefSeq lists its product as uncharacterized. The annotation marks the transcript as partial. The transcript is spliced from 2 exons. The record is from RefSeq and is a predicted model, not a curated record. Lineage: Eukaryota; Fungi; Basidiomycota; Agaricomycetes; Agaricales; Schizophyllaceae.